Messenger RNA from Nylanderia fulva, 1556 nucleotides. NCBI's taxonomy places the organism in Eukaryota, Metazoa, Arthropoda, Insecta, Hymenoptera, Formicidae. The record is from RefSeq and is a predicted model, not a curated record.
ACUGAAGAGUUUCCCGUUUUCCCUCGGACGAGGAUGCGCGCGCGCGCGGCGCGAAAGUUCCAUCUGGUUCCGUCAGUCGGCCCCCUUCUUCUCCCAUUUUCGCUUGUCGCGUUCUCGUCUACCUUCCUCUCCCUCCAGAGAGUUGUUGAAUAUCCUUUUCCAAUAGACAUACGAUUAUUAUAGCUACAUUUGUGGAUUUAAAGAUGUUAUUCCUCUUUUUAGGAAGCAAUGAUAUUUAUUACGCAAGGGGAUAUUUUUAAGUCAACUGAACUUCAAUGUGGAAAAUAAAAAUAAAUAGGAAGUGUAAUUGCUGCAACUUUCGAAGACGAACCUUGGAAAAGAUUUUUUUCUCCUCGAAGAUGAUGUGAUUUAUCCGUCUGGCAUCAAGAAAACAUCAUUUAACCCCACUUUUGCUUACUGUCAUAAUGAGUUAUUUACUUUGUGGAUAAAAUAAUUCAUCAGAGAAUAUAUUCCAUUACGCUUUGAUAUAAAUUAUAUAUACUUCAAAAUAAUCAAUAUUGUAUCUCGAAUGAGUCAUGAGAAUUAUAACUUUUUUAUAAGAUUACUUCAAUAUAUGACUUUAACAUAACCUCGACAUCUGUCAAAGUUCUCAAGAGAAUUAGGUUAGUCGAACUGUCAAACUUAAAGGAGAAUAACAAAGUUAUUCGCAUACACUUAUAUAUUUUGAGAAUAUAACAAAUAAUUAAUUUAAUUUUGAUAAGACAAAUCAAGAAAAAAUGCGACGAAAGACAGGAGUGGGUGCGAUACAGAAGCAAAAGUUGGAGCAGGAGAAAUAUCGGGACAAAGGCACAGAAAUUCAGGAGAACCAGUUCGAGCAGAUGACGAAGCAUAUGGAGACGUUCCGCGUGAAUCUAGAGGAGUUCGCGUCGAAACACAAGAACGAGAUCAAGAAGAACGCGCAUUUUCGUCGUCAAUUCACAGAGAUGUGCGCCUCGAUAGGCGUUGACCCACUGGCAUCUGGCAAAGGAUUCUGGUCGGUGUUGGGUAUCGGUGACUUUUAUUACGAACUCGCUGUCCAGAUCGUAGAGGUAUGCAUGGCGACAAAUUACAAGAAUGGUGGCUUGAUAUCGCUGGAUGAGUUGAGAACACGCUUGAUUCAAGCCAGAGGACGCAGAAAAGAACAUCAGGAAAUCACCAAUGAAGAUCUGUUAGCCGCUGCAAAGAAGUUGAGGAUAUUUGGAAAUGGCUUCUCCGUAGUUCCCAUUGGUAGAGGAAAACACUUAGUACAGUCAGUACCUGGUGAACUCAGCAUGGAUCACACUGCAGUAUUACGCCAGGCUAGUUUAUCUGCAAAUGCUUAUGUUUCCAAGACAAUUUUGUGCAAGGAAUUAAGAUGGGAAGAAGGCAGAGCGCAAAAGGCUUUGGAUCAUAUGAUGAAGGAAGGACUGGCUUGGUUGGAUCAGCAAAGCGAAGAUGAGAUGUUAUAUUGGUUUCCCAGUUUAUUCACAGCUUGCAUUGUUUCCAAAGAAUAAAUGCUAUAUCAACAUAUUGUUAUUAAAUAAGUAGGAAAUGUUUAAAAAAAAUUAAUGUUGCUU